CUCACGGCCCGCCCGCCCCGCCUGGCGCCGCCCGCGAGCAGGCACCUGGUGUGUGCUCAGUGACUCCGUGCUCCGUGUCCCCGCCGGCAGCCGCUCGGUGUUCCCGGUGCCGCCCUCCCGGGAUGUCCCUGGAUGUCACCUUCCUGGGCACGGGCGCGGGCUUCCCGUGCCCGUCCCGCGGGGCCUCGGCGCUGGUGCUGCGCAGGGCAGGGCAGUGCUGGCUCUUCGACUGCGGCGAGGGGACGCAGACACAGCUCAUGAAGAGCCACCUGCGAGCAGCCAAAAUUACCAAGAUUUUCAUCACUCACCUUCACGGCGACCACAUUUUUGGACUUCCUGGGCUGCUGUGCACGCUCAGCCUGCAGAGGAGCCCUGAUGCCAGCGUGGUACCCAUUGAUAUUUACGGGCCCCUGGGACUGCGGAGCUUCCUCUGGAGGAGCCUGGAGCUGUCCCACUCCCAGCCCCUGCUGCCCUACGCCGUGCACGAGCUGGUGCCCACGCAGGACCAGUGCCCCGCAGGUGAAUUCCGGGACUUUUCUGGCCUGGACCGAGGCGAGGCGCUUGCCCAGGCGCCUCCAGGGACAGUUCUGCACCUGGAUGCAGAAACAGACUCGUACUUGCUGCUGGAGGAUGAGGAGCUGUCUGUGAGGGCGUUCCGCCUCUUCCACCGCGUGCCCUCCUUCGGCUUCGUGCUGGAAGAGAAGCCCCGGCCUGGGAAGCUCAAAGUGCACAUACUGCAAGAGCUUGGAGUCCCGCCCGGCCCCUUGUACGGGGAGCUGAAGCGCGGCCGUGCCGUGGAGCUGAGCAGCGGCGUGCGGGUGCAGCCCCGGGACGUGCUGUCCCUGCCCGUGCCCGGCAGGAAGGUCUGCGUGCUGGGCGACUGCUCGGGGCCCGUGGGGCCGGGCGCCCGGCAGCUCUGCGGGCAGGCUGACCUGCUGGUGCACGAGGCCACGCUGGAGGACGGCCAGCAGGACACGGCGCGCCAGCGCGGGCACAGCACGCCCGGCCAGGCCGCGCGCUUCGCCCUGGACUGCCGCGCCGCGAGGCUGGUGCUGACCCACUUCAGCCAGCGGUACCGGCCCGACGGCGACGGCCGCUGUGACAUCGGCACCCUCAGGACGGAGGCCGAGGCGGCGAUGGGGGGCCGGGAGGUGACGCUGGCCGAGGACUUCAUGACCAUCGAGGUCCCCAUGAAAAACCAAAACGAGGGCUUGGUGACCACAGAGGUCCCGAUGAAACAGUGAGAACUGAGGACUUCAUGACAUCCUAGUGAAAAACUGAAAAACAAGGACUUCAUCAUGAGAUCCCAAUGAAAAACUGAAAACCAAGGACUUCAUCAUGAGAUCCCAAUGAAAAACUGAAAAACAAGGACUUCAUCAUGAGAUCCCAGUGAAAAACUGAAAAACAAGGACUUCAUCAUGAGAUCCCAAUGAAACAGUGAAAACCAAGGACUUCAUCAUGAGAUCCCAAUGAAACAGUGAAAAACAAGGACUUCAUCAUGAGAUCCCAAUGAAACAGUGAAAAACAAGGACUUCAUCAUGAGAUCCCAAUGAAACAGUGAAAAACGAGGACUUUGUGACCACAGAGAUCUCAAUGAAAGAGUGAAAAAUGAGGACUUAAUAAUGAGAUCCCAAUGAAACAGCAAAAACCAAGGACUUCGUUAUGAGAUCCCAAUGAAACAGUGAAAAACAAGGGCUUCAUCAUGAGAUCCCAAUGAAAAACAGAAAAACAAGGACUUCACCGUGAGAUCCCAAUGAAAGAGUGAAAACCAAGGACUUUGUGACCACAGAGAUCUCAAUGAAACAGUGAAAAACGAAGAUUUCAUCAUGAGAUCCCAAUGAAAAACUGAAAAACAAGGACAUCAUCAUGAGGUCCCAAUGAAACAGUGAAAAACAAGGGCUUCAUGACCACAGAAAUCUCAGUGAAAAAGUGAAAACUCAGGACUUCAAGACAAUAUUCCAAUGAAAAAGUGAAAAGAAAAGGCUUUGUGACAAUAGAGAUCCAGAUUAAAAAGUGAAAACUCAGGAUUUGUGACCACGGAAAUCCCAAUGAAACAGUGAAAACCGAGGACUUUGUGACUAUAGAGAUGCCAUUUAAACAGUGAAACAUGAGGACUUUGUGACCACAGAGUGGGUGUGACUGGGGGCAUUGCUGGGCUCAGGUGCAGGAGCCCUUCUCAUUCCACACCUGCAGAUGAAGUUUCCUCAUAAAUAAAUAGAGUUUAGAUUCCUGUCAGAGGGGAGUUUGCAGUUUGAUCCAUUCAAAGCUCUGGAGCAUCAGCGCUGCGUUUUCACAGCCAGUAACGUUUGAGAAGCACGCUCUGGAAGUCUCCAGGCAGUGGCAAGUACUCCUCAUUAAACUGUCCCUCCAAAUGCACUUAAAGGAUGAAUUACCCUGAUAGAGGCACACUUGUGUCUGCAGAAAUGCCCCUGUGUGGGGAAACGUCACCUGCACGUGCUCAGCCUGUUCCUGCAGUGACUUUAUUCCUCCCUUGAAGGCACACACAGAGCCUGCUGCUAUCUCCUGUCCUCCCCACCUCACACUAGAAGCUGGGGUUUCCCAAAUGGUGGCUGAAUUUGCUGACCUGAAGCUGUGAGGAAUUCUGAAUUGAGACAGGAAUUAUUUUUGAUGAUGUGGUUUAUUUUUUUAUCUUUUACGUAAGUAGGAAAGGUGAGUUCAGCUCAUAUCUUCAUAGCAUAGCUCAGAAGGUCACAAGACUUCUGGUUGCAAAACCUUGUAAAGCUAAUAAAUUUUUAGCUAAUAAAAUACUGUCA
Messenger RNA from Camarhynchus parvulus, 2774 nucleotides. RefSeq names its product elaC ribonuclease Z 1 (gene ELAC1). Gene Ontology annotation, cellular component: nucleus. The transcript is spliced from 4 exons. The record is from RefSeq and is a predicted model, not a curated record. Gene Ontology annotation, molecular function: 3'-tRNA processing endoribonuclease activity. Bases 123 to 1244 code for a protein of 373 amino acids. NCBI's taxonomy places the organism in Eukaryota, Metazoa, Chordata, Aves, Passeriformes, Thraupidae.